Electrophorus electricus (electric eel) is the source of this 3647-nucleotide messenger RNA. Its product is annotated as G-protein coupled receptor 22-like. The record is from RefSeq and is a predicted model, not a curated record. Gene Ontology annotation, molecular function: peptide binding; G protein-coupled receptor activity. Gene Ontology annotation, biological process: G protein-coupled receptor signaling pathway; cellular response to hormone stimulus. NCBI's taxonomy places the organism in Eukaryota, Metazoa, Chordata, Actinopteri, Gymnotiformes, Gymnotidae. Gene Ontology annotation, cellular component: plasma membrane.
CGCGCUGGUACUCUCACCGCAGUGCAUGUGGCUCUAAGUCCGAUAGAUACUACAGAGAUAUCUGCAGGUUGCUGGCCAAGAAAUAUAGUGCUGUCAUUCCUUUACGAAAGCAGGAUAAAUGAGACGCGCACAUUUAGACGGUUUUUGGACAAAAUGCCACAUUGCCUUUAGGCUGUUACAAUGAUAUGAUAAAAAAAAAUAAUAAACUUGCAACGCAGCACAUGUUGAUGCAUUUUGUAAUUUAUGUUAAAUCUUAAAAGACGCCUGUUACGUCUUAGCUUUACGACAAACAGAGACACCUGUCCGGGAAUGUAGCGGGAAUCGUCCGCUUCUGGCUUGCGAGGACUCCAUCUCUCAUUGACUGCACAGUGCUCAGGGCAUGAAGCCCCAUCAUGCUUUGGGCUUGUCACCAUGGUCCUGCCUAAGGGGCGACAGGAGCUGUGGAAGCGCGUGAGGUCACUACCCACACAAGUCUGCCAUGGGUACAGAGAGUUACACGGAGCAGCUGGAGACCAGUGAUGGAGCCGGGACACUGGCCAGCAUCACUGGCUUGGACGAACCAAUGGGACCGAGUGCUGCCACAAGCUGGUAUAUGCCUUAUCCAAUCAGCUUCCAGGUGUCUCUUACCUGUUUCCUCUUGUUGGAGCUGGUUCUGGGCUUCAGUAGUAACUUGACCGUGCUGGUGCUUUACUGCUCCCAGUCUAACUUGGUGGAUUCGGUCAGUAACAUGGUCACAGUUAACCUCCAUGUCCUGGACAUUGUUGUAUGUGUGCUGUGCGUGCCAUUAAGUGUCGUCGUGGUGCUGUUGCCAACAGGUUGCAACCUUGCGCUAAUCUGUUGCUUACACGAAGCCUGUGUCACAUUCGCCAGCAUCUCCACAGCCAUUAAUGUGCUUGUCAUCAGCCUGGACCGCUACGAUAUCUCUGUGCGGCCGGCUAACCGGUUCCUCACUCCCAAAUGGGCAGCACUUCUGCUGGCUGCUGUAUGGGCCGUAUCUCUCGCUGUCUUCUUCAUCCCCUUCAUUGAGGUGGACUUCUUCUCCUCAGAGCCGGAGAAUGAACUCACUGGAGGCUCCUUGGUCCCAGCCUGGCGUAACCGAACACUUCUGUGUGUGGGAGGCCAGGGCUAUCACACAGGCCUUGGAAUGUAUUACCACAUCCUGCUGCAGGUGCCCACCUUCUUUGCCACACUAGUGGUGAUGCUCUUCACGUAUUCAAGAAUCCUUCGAGCACUAAACAUUCGCAUUGGUUCACACAUGAGGAGGAACCAGCACCGCACCAGGCCCGCCUGUAGAGGGCGCCGCAGGAGACAGAAGAAAAAGGGCAGCUCAGCAGACCUCGAGGGAGGAGAGCAAACGACAAACCAGACCAAGCAUCUCACACACCCUCCACUCAUGUCUUCCCCGACGCCGACUCCUACAGCCACGUCGCCCCCAGCACAGUCCUCCACCCCGCUGGUGAGUGCUAGCACUGCCACCGGACCCGCUCCUGUCGUAGGAGUCCAGGCCUCGGUUUCAGCCAUCAUUGCUCUCCGCAGGGCUGUCAGGCGGCACCGAGACCGGCGUGAGCGCCAACGGCGGGUCUUCAGGAUGUCCCUGAUCAUUAUCUGCAGCUUUCUGGGCUGUUGGGCACCUAUUUCUGUGAUCAACAUUCUCAUCCUUGCUUUAGGCCCCAGUGACGGGUUGGUCCGAACGCGGCUUUGGUUCUUGGCAAUGGCAUAUGGCACCACCAUAUCCCAUCCGCUGCUGUACGCCUUCACGCGGCAGAAGCUCCGUCGGGCGCUCAGGGCCAAGGUGAAGAAGCGUGUGGUGUCCUUGCUGCAAGUGGACCCAUCCCCAGGUGGAACUGUCAUCCACAACUCUUGGGUGGAGCCACGGCAGGGACGUAAGUUUCGUUUAGACGGCAGUGAUGCUACUGACAGGUGUCUAACAGAACCACUAUGAAAUUAAGCAACACACACUUUGGUUUACCUAUUCAUCUAACAUGGAAGGACUCCUGGAGAAGGAUUGGUGAUGUGGGCCUAUCAGGCAGAAUUUUAAAGUGUACUGUCCAAUUCCAAAGUCAUAUAGAUGAAAAAGAAGUAAAGAUGAAUAGAGCCAAUGGAUUCACAAGUUGCAGAAUUGUUAGUGGGAUUUUGUUUUAACUUUGUGCAGUGAUUGACACAAUGACAAUGACAAAUAACAUAUGAUAUUAUGUACAUUAUUUUUAAUCUGAUAAAAGGUGUAUUACUGGCAAAUUUAUUUUAAAUAAAUGUUUCAUUUGUAGUAUGCAUUUUUGGGCAAAUACAAGAACUCAUUUAUUUUCUGUAUUUUAUGUAAUAUAAUAAAUGUAAUUAUGCAAUAUAAUUAUUCUUUCAUUGGGAAUGACUGCAUUUAUCAUAUUUUCAAGAACUGUAUGUAUGUAAUUGUCAGUAAUAAACUAAUCUGCAAUAUUUGCAACUUAAAGUCAAAUUGGAAAUGGCACAGGUGUGCCAAUUACGCAGCUCAUUUGUUCGCUAACUAGCAGUCUUGUUGGAGAUUGGAUACAGAAGCCACCUCUGGGCUUCCUUAUCAACUGCUGUUUAGGAAAUUAUACUACCACCAGCAAAUGUGUGGUUCAUGAAGGGAAGGCUGAAGCAAAAUCUCUCUUAGCUAGAUUGGUCCCUGGCCACCUCCUCACACACCUACACGUUUUUACAUGCAGAGUUAGACACGGGCAUUAAGCGCUCAAUAGCCUUGCAGCACAGUCUGUGGACUUAUUACAAGUGCUUGUUUACGUAAAGGUAAAUUUGCUCUUUGAGAGCACUCACUAAAGCGCUAAUGUUCUAUAACAACUUACAGUAAACUGAACAUACAACAAUUAUAAUGUCAUUUAAAUGCAUGAAAAAGCAUCCUUUGCUGUCUUCUUUUUUUUUUUUUUUUUUUUUACAAAACAUCUAGUUGCUUAGAAGCUGGCCCAUACCUUAAGCCUCCUCAUGGGUUACCAUAGUGUUCAAUAUGAGUUUUUGGCUUUAUAGAAUCAUUAGGGGAAUGCAAGUUUUUCUAAUGGGUUGCAUCAUCUGUCACUGUUUGGUUUUUUAAAGAAGGUGUUUGGAAGUUUGAUUAUGAAAGAAAAACUGUUUGAAGAGAUGUAUAAUUAGCUCCUUUACUAAUUUAUUUUUGGCUGUUAUAAAUUACUGAUACCACAAUAUGAGUAUGUCCAACAAGUAAAUUUUGUUCUACACUGGCUAAUGCAGGAUUCUCAUCUUCUCAUCAACAUAUAACUGUGUAGAGUCAGUUUCCCCUUGUGUGCAUCACUGAGUGUGGGUGUACAUGCUCUAAAAAGGAUUGCACAAGUCAGUAUGAGAGAGGUGCAUUAACAUGUAUUAGAAUCAGGUUCAAGUAUAUUGUAGAUGUUAACUGCUGUACAUACUUUACAUUGUUUUCUAGCCACUGCGUUGCAAGUGCUAAGUCGACAAUGACUAUACAAUGUUUACGGUGUCAGGAUCUCAAAAAACACAAUCCUACGCAGGUCCACACCAAAGAUGGAGCUUGAGGUAUUUAAAAAUCUCCUAGAUGUAGGAGAACCCUUCCUAUGCCCUUUCAGCAUAAACCGGGUAGAAUAAGAUGAUUUAUUCACUGGGCUCAAUAUCAUCUAUGGAUAAACAUGUCAAUAAAUCCUAAAACUGUA